This is a messenger RNA of Oncorhynchus masou masou (cherry salmon), 5667 nucleotides long. RefSeq names its product RING finger protein 214-like. The record is from RefSeq and is a predicted model, not a curated record. The transcript has 15 exons. Gene Ontology annotation, molecular function: ubiquitin-protein transferase activity. NCBI's taxonomy places the organism in Eukaryota, Metazoa, Chordata, Actinopteri, Salmoniformes, Salmonidae. Bases 189 to 1952 code for a protein of 587 amino acids.
GUGUAUGUCAGCAAACGUGUAAUGUUUAUAAUUUUCUAACGUGGUUUGUCGAUGAGGUAACACACAACAUCUUAAUUUACCGUUUUUGAUUACUAAUAAUGCACCUUGUCAUUUAAGCUACAGUUUCCCAACACGUUUACUGCUGUUUAAUUCCAAUUUCUAGUCAUAGAAACUAGCUAACUAACGUUAUGGACUGGGGAUUGGCGCUCGAGGAGGACAUGGCGCGCGAAACCUCCGCCACGGGAAACCCUGAGCAGCAAUACAACCCCUGGUCCAACCAGUCCAACCCAUGGUCAGAUCCAGGCUGCACCUCGGGAUCUAUAGGGGAGCUGGAAAAGCUGGCCUCAGGGGAUGGACAUCAUGGCACUCACUCGAAGAAGCAAGGCGUCCAGACGGAUGCCUGGACAGCAGACAAAGAUGUUAACACAGAUCAGGAUUGGGAGUCACUGAUGCGGUCAGUGGAUGAGUACAGCACUCACCUGGCCCUGCAAUAUGAGGAGCUGAUGAAGCAGCAGCAGGAGGAGGAGGCUGAUCAUGGCAACCUCGUAGACAGCCUGGUUCAGAAAAAAGAUGAGGGGAUCCACCAGCAGCAGAUGCUGCUGGACAAAAUCGAGUCUCUGCGUGUGAAGCUUCAGCUGAACUGCUGCAAGACCACCCGCAAGAACUUUGCAGUCAAGAAGCAAGACCUCAGCGCAGAGAAAAUCAAAAUGGAGGAGGAGAGGAACAGACUGUCUCAGGAGCUGAAGGAGACCACCAGGAAGCUGGCUUUGCUGAUAGAGGAGCAGAACCUGGAAAAGCUUAUGUGGGAGCGGGAGCUAGCAGACUUGAACACUGAGAUGGAGCGGCUACAGAAAGAGUCAGAGGAGGCCACCCAGACAGCUCUACGGGAUGAGAUUGCAGCUCUGGAAAUGCAGAGAGAUGUGACCAUGUCUGAGGUGGACGACUGGCUGAAAGAGGCUGACCAAUACAUCAACACACUUAGAUUUGACCACUCUCAGCAGCACAUACAACAAAGGCUGGAGUGGGAGAACAAUGUGGCUGUUGUUCACAGCAGUUUGGCGGGACUGCAGAAUCAGUUCAAGGAGCACCUUCACCUGCUGCAAAAGGGCCAACCGAUGGAAAGCCUCCCUGGAGUCACAUUACCACACUUACCCCAAGUCCCCACGGUGGACUUGGUGAUGAGUCCGAUGAUGUACGCUCCACCCCUCCCCCCUUUUCAACAUUUCCAGAUGGGCCCUCCUAACGCCGUGGGGAUGCCCUUCCAACCCCAGCAGCACCACCCAGCUGCCUUCAUCGCCCCAGCCAGAUUAACUCCCCCACCUGUCCCCUCCUCUACUCCCCCUACCUCUGCUCUACCACUCCACCCAGCCACCCCACCUGUUUCCCUGCCCACCACCGUGGCCUCCGCCCAGCCCCUGCCUUUCAGUAACCCUCCUGCUUCUGGCAAACUGGACAACCUGCUGAAGAGACUGGGGGACAUAUUUCCACAGUGCAACAGAACUCAACUCAUGUCAGUGCUGCAGCAGAUUAAGAAUUCCCGUGGCACCAUGGCUGGCAUGUCUAUGGACGAGGUCACACAGCAGGUGGCACAGAGACUGGCACAGAGUGAGAAACCGGCUCCAGGGCCCAUCAGGCCUCUCUCUGCUGCCAGGGGCAUUCCUGGUCUUCCAGGCCCAAUCCAUCGUCCUCCAGGCCCAAUCCAGAGGCCUCCUGGCCCCAUCCAGAGACCCACAAAUCCCUCUCAGAGACCUGCAGUAACUCAAGUCUUCCAGACAAGGCCCCCACAGCCUGUGGCUCCCAGUAAUCGUAAGCUGUGCUUGAUGUGCCAGAACCAUGUGGAAGUAGACAGCCAGCACCCCAUGAGCUGCGCCCACACUGUUCAUAAGGAUUGCAUCAGUGUAUGGCUACAGUCCAGCAAGAACAACACCUGCCCCUUCUGCCCAGCCAAGUGAAAGGAGUAGCAAAAAAGACCGAAGGAGAAGACAUGAAGGGAAAGAGGAGCUGAACAAUGAUAGUGUUCUGUUCAGCGUCACAGAAUGGAAGAAGGAGAUGGUGGAAUAUGAUUCACAUCAACUAUAUACACAGAGCAGACAUGGUGACGUAUUACUAUUCCCCUACAGUGCAUUCAGAAAGUAUUCAGAUCCCUUAACUUUUUCAACAUUUUGUUACGUUACAGCCCUAUGCUAAAAUAAAUUAAAUUAAACAAGUUUCCUCAUCAAUUGACACACACCAUGAUGACAAAGUGAAAACAGGUUAUUUAAGUAUUCAGAUCCUUUGCUAUGACCCUCGAAAUUGAGCUCCGAUGCAUCCUGUUUCCAUUGAUCAUCCUUAAAAUGUUUCUACAACGUGAUUGAAGUUCACCUGUGGUAAAUUCAAUUGAUAGGAAAUUAUUUGGAAAGGCACACAACUGCCUAUACAAGGUCCCACAGUUGUCAGUGCAAAAACCAAACCAGGAGGUUGAAGGAAUUGUCCGUAGAGCUCUGAGACAGGAUUGUGUUGAGGCACAGACCAGGGGAAGGGUACCAAAAAUGUAUGCAGCAUUGAAGGUCCCCAAGAACACAGUGGCCUCCAUCAUUCUUAAAUAGAAGACGUUUGGAACUACCAAGGCUUCCUAGAGCUGGCCGCCCGGCAAAGGACCCUAUGGUCACUGUGAAAGAGCUCCAGAUUUGAGAGAACCUUCCAGAAGGACAACCAUCUCUGCAGCACUCCAACAAUCAGGCCUUUAUGGUAGAGUGGUCAGACAGAAGCCACUCCUCAGUAAAAAGCACAUGACACCCCGCUUGGAGUUUGACAAAAGGCACCUAAAGGACUCUCAGACCAUGAGAAACAAGAUUCUCUACUCUAAUGAAACCAAGACUGAACUCUUUGGCCUGAAUGCCAAGCGUCACCUCUGGAGGAAACCUGGCAACAUCCCUACCGCGAAGCAUGGCAGAGACUAGUCAGGAUCGAGGGAAAGUUGAACGGUGCAAAGUAUAGAGAGAUCCUUGAUGAAAACCUGCUCCUGAGCGCUCAGGACCUCAGACUGGGGCAAAGGUUCACUUUCCAACAGGACAACGACGCUAAGCACACAGCCAAGACAACGCAGGAGUGACUACAGGACAAGUCUCUGAAUGUCCUUGAGGGGCCCAGCCAGAGGCCAGACUUGAACCCAAUUGAACAUCUCUGGAGAGACCUGAAAAUAGCUGUGUAGUGACACUCUAGAUCCAACCUGACAGAGCUUGAAAGAAGAAUGGGAGAAACUUUCAAAACAUAGGUGUGCCAAGCUUGUAGCUUCAUACCAAGAAGACUUGAGGCUGUAAUCGCUGCCAAAGGUGCUUCAACAAAGUACUGAGUAAAGGGUCUGAAUACAUAUGUAAAUGUGAUAUCAGUUUAUUUUCAUAUUUUUGUGCAAAAAUAAUCAAUUUGCUUUUGCUUUGUCAUUGUGGGGUAGUGUGUAGAUUGAUGAGGAGAAAACAAUAAUUUUAUCAAUUUUAGAAUAAGGUUGUAACGUAACAAAAUGUUGAAGUCAAGGGGUCUGACCUUUCCGAAUGCACUGUAUGUGACACAAUAAACAGAAGUCUUUCCCUAUAUUGAUACAGCUGACUAAAUACUUCAAUACCUUUUUAAAGGCUGACCAAAAGCACAUCUGUUGUUAACUGCAAUGAUAAUCUGGCACCAUAACUUAUUUUUUGUUUUCACAUUACUGUUGUGUGUUAACCCAUAGGGAUAUCAUGUUUGUUAUGUAUGCCUUUUUAUUUAUUGUAAAAUAUACUUCUCAUACCCUUUGACAUAAUUAUAACAACUUUGACAUGUUAUUUUGUAAGUAUGUUAUUUCUAAUUUCCAUGCAUUUGGUAUAUUCAUUUCUAAUUUUCAUGAUUUUAUGUUGAACAUUUUAUAAUUUGUAUGGCAAAAAAAAUACACUAGUGUUAUGUUAAGUGCCUUAUUAAACGUUACACUGAAGUAUGUCUCGUUGAACUUAAAACUGCCCAAUUUGAAUGAGCAGAAUGUUGAAAUACUAACAGUUGAAGUUGGAAGUUUACAUACACCUUAGCCAAAUACAUUUAAAUGCAGUUUUUCACAAUUCCUGACAUGUAAUCCUAGUAAAAAUUCCCUUUCUUAGGUCAGUUAGGAUCACCACUUUAUUUUAAGAAUGUGAAAUGUCAGAAUAAUAGUAGAGUGAUUUAUUUCAGCUUUUUUUCCUGUCAUCACAUUCCCAGUGGGUCAGAAGUUUACACUCAAUUAGUAUUUGGUAACAUUGCCUUUUAAAUUGUUGAACUUGGGUCAAACGUUUCGGGGAGCCUUCCACAAGCUUCCCACAAUAAGUUGGCUGAAUUUUGGCCCAUUCCUCCUGACAGAGCUGGUGUAACUGAGUCAGGUCUGUAGGCCUCCUUGCUUGCACACACUUUUUCAGUUCUGCCCACAUAUUUUCUUUAGAACUUAGGUCAGGGCUUUGUGAUGGCCACUCCAAUACCUUGACUUUUAUGUCCUUAAGCCAUUUUGCCACAACUUUGGAAGUACGCUUGGGGUCAUUGUCCAUUUGGAAGACCCAUUUGCCACCAAGCUUUAACUUCCUGACUGAUGUCUUGAGAUGUGGCUUCAAUAUAUCCACAUAAUUAUCCUGCCUCAUGAUGCCAUCUAUUUUAUGAAGUGCACCAGUCCCUCCUGCAGCAAAGCACCCCCACAACAUGAUGCUGCCACCCCCGUGCUUCACGGUUGGGAUGGUGUUCUUCGUCUGCAAGCAUCCCGCUUUUUCCUCCAAACAUAACAAUGGUCAUUAUGGCCAAACAGUUCUAUUUUUGUUUCAUCAGACCAGAGGACGUAUGUUCUUUGUCUCCAUGUGCAGUUAGUUGCAAACCGUAGUCUGGCCUUUUUUAUGGCGGUUUUGGAGCAGUGGCUUCUUCUUUGCUGAGCGGCCUUUGUCGAUAUAGGACUCGUUUUUACUGUGGAUAUAAAUACCUUUGUACCUGUGUCCUCCAGCAUCUUCACAAGGUCCUUUGCUGUUGUUCUGGGAUAGAUUUGCACUUUUCGCACCAAAGUAAGUUCAUCUCUAGGAGACAGAACGCAUCUCCUUCCUGAGCGGUAGCUGCGUGGUCCCAUGGUGUUUAUGCUUGCGUACUAUUGUUUGUACAGAUGAACAUGGUACCUUCAGGCGUUUGGAAAUUGCUCCCAAGGAUGAACCAGACUUGUGGAGGUCUACAAAUUGUUUUCUGAGUUCUUGGCUGAUUUCUUUUGCUUUUCCCAUGAUGUCAAGCAAAGAGGCAGUGAGUUUGAAGGUAGGCCUUGAAAUACAUCCACAGGUACACCUCUAAUUGACUAAUGUCAAUUAGUCUAUCAGAAGCUUCUAAAGCCGUGACACCAUUUUCUGGAAUUUCCCAAGCUGUUUAAAGGCACAGCCAAUUUAGUGUAUGUAAACUUCUGACCCACUGGAAUUGUGAUACAGGGAAUUAAGUUAAAUCUGUCUGUAAACAAUUGUUGGAAAAAUGACUUGUGUCAUGCACAAAGUAGAUGUCCUAACUGACUUGCCAAAACUAUAGUUUGUUAACAAGAAAUUUGUGGUGGUUGAAAAACAAGUUUUAAUGACUCCAACUGUGUAUGUAAACUUCCGACUUCAACUGUAUAGAGAAGUGAGAUGGCAUUAACUAUUUGGACUGUUGUAUUAACCUGACAAUAAACAUGUUUAAUUACCA